This is a messenger RNA of Annulohypoxylon truncatum, 687 nucleotides long. Its product is annotated as heterokaryon incompatibility protein-domain-containing protein. Lineage: Eukaryota; Fungi; Ascomycota; Sordariomycetes; Xylariales; Hypoxylaceae. The record is from RefSeq and is a predicted model, not a curated record. Bases 1 to 687 code for a protein of 228 amino acids. The transcript is spliced from 2 exons.
AUGGCCAGUCAAGAACAUCAGAAGCUCCCGGACCCUCGUAGUAUUCGUGUGAUUAAACUUCACGGCGUUACAAGCUCAGAAGAUGUCAUCUGCUUCGACCUCAUCACAGUUUCCCUUAACGCAUUGCCAACACCAACUUACGAGGCUCUUUCGUAUACCUGGGGCGGACAGCCAUUGGACCAACUUGUCUACGCCAAUGGCCGGGAAUUCCUCGUUACGGAAAAUGCGAGAAACGCGAUGAGAAGGCUUCGUCCGUAUAAGCCGGGGAAAUUUCGAUAUAUAUGGAUUGAUGCGAUUUGUAUCAACCAGCAGGAUAAUGACGAAAAGAGUAGUCAGGUCCAGAUGAUGCCUGAUAUAUACGCAAAAGCAAAGCGCGUUGAUAUAUGGCUUGGCGAGGCGGACGAAACAAGCGAUUUCAUUAUGAGGUGGUUACGGUGGACUGGCUUACCGUUCGGGCCAUUGUAUUCCGCGAGGCAAAGGCUCGAAGCAGCUGGUCUCCUUUCACGAACAUACUACCGAAGAUCAUUCAUCUUUUUUCUAGUUCAGAUUUGUGAUACCUUUGCGCUCUGGAUCGUAAUAUUCAUAGCGCUUGGCCCAUUACUUCCUUUCCGGGCUCUUCCCAUAUUCAAAGGGUUUAAGCGAAAGAUACAGGCUGGUUUAGAAAACUUGGCCGCGAGGGAAUACUAG